AUGGUCAGCAGUAACAAUCCAUUCAUAGUUGUGCUUCUUUAUCUGAAUUGUCGUAUGAGAAAUGGCGACAAAGGGGUGACAUUUGAGUCUCAGGAUCUGAUAUUGUUUCGCACUCAGCGUGUGAAGACGUUGUCAGAUUUGAAGAAUUUGAUAUUGAGCAACCUUGGUGGGAUAGAAAGGAGGAAAAUCGGAAGGGUGGCGUAUAGGUUGCUGGCACCCAUGGAAAAUAGAGUCUUCCGGUUUCGAAUAUCCAGACUUCACGAGGACGAGCAUGUGCGACUGAUGUUCGACAUUCAUGGGAGGAUCAUGUCUGAACAAGUAAUGGAGCUGUCCACCGAGGUGGGUCACGGUGGUAGUGGGGGUUCCGCACAAGAAACCUAUGUGCAGGACGACCGACCUCUCGCACCACCGUCCAUUCAUGUUGCGAUUUCGGAGCAUGAGGCAGAGGAGGGUGAGGAGGAGUCGGACAAGAAUUAUAUAGCGGACAGUGGAGACAGUGAGUCUUCCGAUGGUGGCGAUGAAGAUGAGUUUGUGCCGGAGACACCUGCAGGGGCUGUGCCGUGCCAUGUGCUACCUCCACCUCACCCGAUUCCGACGCUAUUGGUUGUGCCAAGUCACUAUCACAGUCUAGAUCUGGACGCCAUACAUGAGAGGGUCCCGGUUUCUGACACCUGUGGAGUGGAUUACAACCUAGACAGUGGUGUGGAGUUUCAGGUCAGUCACAGGUUCAGAAGGCGAGAGGUAGUGCUUCAAGGUGUGAAGAACUACAGUAUUCGUAGGAGUGCUGAGUAUCAGGUGACCGAGUUCGACCGGUUAAAGUACCAUGUGCAGUGCCAUCAAGCCGACAGUGGGUGUCAAUGGAGCCUCCGUGUGGCCCUUCGUCAGAAUCUCGGAUACUGGGAGGUUCGGAGGUUUGGUGGACCACACAACUGUCUGACACCCACCAUGUCUCAAGACCAUCGUCAAUCAGAUAGCAGUCUCAUCUGCAGAGUUAUGUUGUCAUUGAUUCAAUCCAACCCAUCUCUGAGUAUCCCGGUCUUGCAAGAGGCCUUCAAGCAUUGCAAGCCAUUUGUCUCUGUAGACGGCACACAUCUCUAUGGCAAGUAUGGUGGAGUGUUGCUUAUAGCGGUGGCGCAAGACGAAAAUAGCAAUAUACUGCCAAUUGCUUUUGCCAUUGUUGAGUCUAAGAGCACUGAGAACAUACGACAUCAACAACGGAGUGCAGCCAGUGAUAGCCCUACUGGGCCACCAAAGAAAGGGACUGAUAUGUCCAGGCCAGCACAGCCGAGUCCCAGAAAAAUGCUCUGCACUCCGCAAAGUCACGGAGCAAUGGUAGCCAACGAAGGUGCACCAAAUUGUUGGAAUUGUCAGUCAUCAGAUACCCUCCGAUCAGUAACAUGA
Messenger RNA from Arachis stenosperma, 1401 nucleotides. RefSeq lists its product as uncharacterized. The transcript has 4 exons. The record is from RefSeq and is a predicted model, not a curated record. Bases 1 to 1401 code for a protein of 466 amino acids. Lineage: Eukaryota; Viridiplantae; Streptophyta; Magnoliopsida; Fabales; Fabaceae.